Molecule: messenger RNA, 994 nt
Organism: Carassius auratus (goldfish)
Lineage: Eukaryota; Metazoa; Chordata; Actinopteri; Cypriniformes; Cyprinidae
Product: suppressor APC domain-containing protein 1-like
Exons: 4
Coding region: 39-428 (129 amino acids)
Source: RefSeq, a predicted model, not a curated record
CCCUAUUUGUCCCAGCUUUGCUUUCCUUCGCAACUCCAAUGGCAUCUUACACAGUGGUCAUUGUCCCUCUCAGGAACAGUCCUAACAGUCUGGAUGCAUUGCAGUUCUUCCUUUGGGUGAAGAAGAUGAAGGACUUGGAGAGGGAAAAGGACCUUUUGUGGAUUGGAUUGCAGGCUUUAGAGCAGGUGCGAGAGAAAUUAUGCUACAACCCAGAAGACCACAUGGAAGUGCAAGACCAAUUCAAGAAAGGACAGAUGAGAAAAGUGUUUCCAGACACCUCCACCCUACUGUUGGCUCAGAUCCACAGAGUGAACAGGACCUUGAGGAAUCUACUGUGUGACUCCAGGAAUCCCACUGAUCCUGCAAUAGAAGGUACUGAAGGACAUCAGCCCUCUCCUACCGAUUCAGAAGAAAGUGCUAGUUUUUAAUCAGCUAUUUGUUUUGAAUUUCUAUACUGUAUUUUCCUGUAUUGUGUGCUUGCUGAAUGUAUUCUGAGUGGAUUGAAAUGAUCAUUUUAAGUGCAAUAUAUGAAAAUUGCUUACUUGAUUGGAUUUCCAAAACAUGGCAUACAACUCGCACACUGCUUUGUAUGUUUUAUUCAAGAAUUCGGUGAAGUCGACUUGGCGAAACUUUCCAUUUCCAUUGUCCUUCCAGGAAUUAAUAUACUAAAGGUUUAUUAACUGCGCUCUGCCAUUUAGUUUCUGAUACUAUUUUUGCAAUGGUAAAUUUAUACAUGCAAAGAAAUUAGAUCAUGUGAGCAUUUUUUUCUUUUUGUCAGUAUACUGCAUUUAUAUUUGACUAUUUUUGUAUUUAUUAAUGCAUAUUUAAAUCGGCAGGUUUUUUUUCUGCGUGUGAAAUUGAUGAGCACAAAAAAAAGUAAUGUAAAAGAGAUUAAAUUUGAAAGCUCAUUCAUUCAGCAGUUCUUAAAUAUCGAGUUAAUGAGUUAUCCAAGUCAACAGCGAUUAUCAUGGAAAGAAAGACAACACUGAGUGCA